This is a messenger RNA of Erinaceus europaeus (western European hedgehog), 6180 nucleotides long. RefSeq names its product abl interactor 2 (gene ABI2). Gene Ontology annotation, molecular function: SH3 domain binding. NCBI's taxonomy places the organism in Eukaryota, Metazoa, Chordata, Mammalia, Eulipotyphla, Erinaceidae. Bases 346 to 1977 code for a protein of 543 amino acids. The record is from RefSeq and is a predicted model, not a curated record. The transcript is spliced from 12 exons. Gene Ontology annotation, cellular component: lamellipodium.
AGGAGACGCCGGAAGUGGAGGAGGGGCGCGCGGCGCGGCCCAGGGUGGGAAUCUUUUUCGGGCGCCGGGGGGCGGAGGGAGCCGGGGAGGGAGUGGAACGGAGCGCGCGUGCGCGCGCGCGCUGCCGGCCGUCGCCGCGGUGACCGUGCCGGGAGUCCGUCGGCUCGCGCCCCGCCCCCGUCCCGCGUUGUCCCCCUCCCCCGUCGCGCGCCUGCGGAGGGGGGGUGUUUUUCGCUCCUCUCGAGUGGCCGCCGCGGUCGCCGCCUCUCCUCCUCUCGCUGGCUUGAGUUUCCCUGCCGCCGCCUCCUCAGCGGUCUGUCUGAGGAGCCCGAGGAGGAUGUGAAGAUGGCGGAGCUGCAGAUGCUGCUGGAGGAGGAAAUCCCGGGGGGGCGCCGGGCCCUCUUCGACAGUUACACGAACCUGGAGCGGGUGGCCGACUACUGCGAGAACAACUAUAUCCAGUCAGCAGACAAGCAGCGAGCCCUAGAAGAAACCAAAGCCUAUACCACCCAAUCUUUAGCGAGUGUUGCCUACCUGAUAAAUACCUUAGCCAACAAUGUACUGCAAAUGCUGGAUAUCCAGGCAUCCCAGCUACGGAGGAUGGAAUCUUCAAUCAAUCAUAUAUCACAAACUGUUGAUAUUCACAAAGAGAAAGUUGCCAGAAGAGAAAUUGGUAUUUUGACUACCAAUAAAAACACUUCAAGGACACAUAAGAUUAUUGCACCAGCCAACCUUGAACGGCCAGUGCGUUAUAUUAGAAAGCCAAUUGACUAUACAAUUUUAGAUGAUAUUGGACAUGGAGUCAAGUGGUUGCUUAGAUUUAAGGUGAGUACCCAGAAUAUGAAGAUGGGUGGGCUGCCUCGCACAACACCUCCAACUCAGAAGCCCCCCAGCCCCCCUAUGUCAGGGAAAGGGACACUUGGGCGGCACUCCCCCUAUCGCACACUGGAGCCAGUGCGUCCUCCAGUGGUACCCAAUGAUUACGUACCUAGCCCAACCCGUAAUAUGGCUCCCUCGCAGCAGAGCCCUGUGAGGACAGCUUCUGUGAAUCAAAGAAAUCGAACUUACAGCAGCAGUGGGAGCAGUGGAGGAAGCCACCCGAGUAGUCGGAGCAGCAGCCGGGAGAACAGUGGAAGUGGGAGUGUGGGGGUUCCCAUAGCUGUGCCUACUCCCUCUCCUCCCAGUGUCUUUCCAGUAGCCCCUGCUGGCUCUGCUGGUACUCCUCCCCUUCCUGCUACUUCUGCAUCUGCCCCUGCCCCUCUUGUUCCUGCUACUGUCCCUUCCUCCACUGCCCCAGAUGCUGCCUCUGGGGGUGCCCAGACCCUUGCUGAUGGCUUCACUUCUCCUACUCCCCCUGUUGUCUCUUCUGCUCCCCCUACAGGCCAUCCUGUUCAGUUCUACAGCAUGAACAGACCUGCCUCUCGCCAUACUCCCCCAACAAUAGGAGGCUCGUUACCCUACAGACGCCCUCCUUCCAUAACUUCACAGACAAGCCUUCAAAAUCAGAUGAAUGGAGGACCAUUUUAUAGCCAGAAUCCAGUAUCUCUUGCUCCUCCUCCUCCCUCCAUCCUUCAGGUAACUCCCCAGUUACCUUUAAUGGGAUUUGUGGCCAGAGUCCAAGAAAAUAUUUCAGAUACUCCACCUCCACCACCACCUGUGGAAGAACAAGUCUUUGAUGAGUCACCUCCUCCACCUCCUCCCCCCGAAGACUAUGAAGAGGAGGAAGCAGCUGUGGUUGAAUAUAGUGACCCUUAUGCAGAAGAGGACCCACCUUGGGCCCCAAGGUCUUACUUGGAGAAAGUUGUGGCCAUUUAUGAUUAUACAAAAGACAAAGAAGAUGAGCUGUCCUUUCAGGAAGGAGCCAUUAUUUAUGUCAUCAAGAAGAAUGACGAUGGUUGGUAUGAGGGAGUCAUGAAUGGAGUGACGGGGCUGUUUCCUGGGAACUACGUCGAGUCUAUCAUGCACUAUUCUGAAUAAAGCUCAGCAGGGCUGCUCCCCUCACACAGAGUAGCCAGGUCUUCCCAGAUAAUCAGAAGGCCCUGGGGAUCCCCCCUCGAGUGAAUUGAAGGAUACAAAUGAUAAAAAGUACUUGUGGGUUUCUUGUUUGUUUGUCUGUCUCCCAGUAUUAUACAAAAAAAAAAAAAAAAAAAAAGCGCAAGCUGAGUUUGAAUGAGUCUUGCUGCCAUCAUUUCACUAUGCUGAACCGUCUGGGUGGAAACACAGUGACCAGUUUUGUAAAGAUCUGCCAGAGGUAUAGCAGCAUUGCUAUGUCAAACAAAUCAGGCCAAGACUGAUUUGGAAAAAAGAAAUCAUGUGGGAUCUUUCUCAGGAAUACUGUAGACCCUUGACAUUUCUUCUCCUGUAGAGUCUGUGGCACUGGCUCUUCUUUAGUGCCUGUGCUGAGGGCUUGGCCUCGUGGCCAGGUGCAUGCCCUAGCCCCACUUUCUUCCAUUUAUAUGAGGAGGGGACCACACUUGACCAUCCUUACCCAUUUUGAUAACUAUUCAGAUGACUUCUUUCCCACGCUAACACUGCAUUCUCUCAGCACUUGAGUGCACCGAUGAGUUAAUGCAGAACUGGUUUGCACCCCUUUUGUGUUUCAGUUUGUAGAUUCCGAGGAUAAAAUGUUGAGUCUCCAAACAUUGUUAGGGUGGUCAGCCAUUACCAGUUUGGUUUUAAUAUGCUGAUGUUGCAUGAAUCUGCACUGCUGCUAAUGACCAGGUGCCUGGAUGUAUGAAACAUGGUAGGCUGGCUCAUACAUUGAAGUGGACAUGCAAAGCCAGACAUGAAGGUUCUGGAGACUGAACUGUAUAAAAUGUUGGACUCAGUGGACAUCCCUUACCUUAGGUGCUGUAUGGAAGAGUAGGAUCUCGGAGGUCAGACUAACUUUAUUCUUUCACUAUUUAGAAAAACUUAAUUUUUUUUUUUUAAGUAGGUAUUUUCAAGUCUUUUGAUAGCCACUGGGAAUAAAAGGCUUGCUACUGUGCUUUCUGAAUGUUAUUAAUGGCCAGUAUUAGCUGCUCCUGAAUUACUCACUCAACUCUAGAAAAGGCAAAUAUUGUCCAGAUUUCAUAUAAAUAGCCUCUCAAAUAGUUGUUCUGGGUAAGAAUUUGAACCUUGUAUCUCAGAUGAAAAUAAUGGGCUAUGUGGAGUAAGGCUAAAAGCCACAUCGAUCAAAAUAGAACUGUGAAAAAAUAAUAAUGCUUUUACACCUGUAUGAUUUGUAACUUCAGGUCCAAACAGUAAUACAAAAAGAAGUAAUCAGUCUAAGAAAUAUUAAAAUCCAGGAAGACUUCCUGUGCAGCAGGGCAUAUAAAUACUGUGACAAGGAGCCCAUUUCGGGACUGGUCAGACUGCUGUGUGUUCCAGUCCUGGUGAGUUAGCCAGGAGAGAGCUUUGUCAGGUAACUCCCUGUGCUGGGUGAUGGGGGAAUGGCAAAGAGCCUUUUCCAUUUCAAACACAAGGUCUCCACUGCAGAUAGAGUCUCCAGUGCAGACAGAGGAACUUGAUUUAAAAGACAGUAGGUAUGGCAGGGAGGGAGGUCAGAUGGUGUUGACAGAAGAUAAUAUUCUACUGAUGAAGCUAUUACCUGAGCAGAAAACCUCAUCACUGCUGUCUGCGCCCCGGAUAAUUCUCUAAUUCCCUUACUGGGGCUUGUUUGUGUUCAGGUUAGUCUCUUCCCUCCCCUCGCUGUGAGCCAACUCUUUUAGAUGGCUCUGACAUUUUGCACUUAGCUCUCAACUUGUUUCCAGCACACAUUCCACUUGAUGCUUUUAUUAGGUUGUCCUGACAACCUUUCUUUCCUGUUUGCCUUCAAAAUAAUGUGCCCUGCAUGUCCCCUGAGCCUUGAGCUUCUUUGUGGACCCACAGUAGACAUUCUUGGACAGUUUCAACUUUUCUCAAUUUCAAUAUGCCUAGAAAUGUGAAAUCAGAUGUUCUAGUUACUGAAACUUUAGCUGAGAGAAAGCUCUUAGAUUGAUAAGGCACUUUGAAAUCCAGCAAACAGCCCCCACAGCUCACACCUACAGAAGCAGAGACGAUAACUGUGGAAACGUCUCGGUGGCAGUCAGCUUUCCUGUGGGAGCCCUGCUGUUGGGAUGGAGAAGUCAUUGAAGACCUUCAUACUUUAGACCCACAGAGGGGAAUCAUGGGUCAGCUGAUUUUUCCCCCCUGUAUUAUUUAGUACUAAGGCGUGUGUGUGCGUGACUUUUGUUUUGUUUUUAAAACAAUACUUGUUGAAUUUUCUGCAUAUUUUGAAAUUUUUGUAGAGUUCUGGAUUCUGUACAUUGUCUUGGAAGGAUAAGAUGUAAUGAUGAUGGUCAGGUCUACAGUAAUUGGAGACUCAGUGUAUGUAAUAUUUCAUAGAUUGCAUGCUAUUAAUAGUCCGUGAGGGAAAUACUCCAUGUUUUAUUGUAAGUUUCCCCCAACCUGUCUUUUGAUAGGAAUUCCAAAUGAAUGCAUACACCCUACAUGCUGUGUCAUCAUCCUGUAGCAAAGAUGCAAGUCUAAAAUGAGCAGGCAGCCAAUCAAGAGAAUCUGACAAGACAGACCUUUUUUGGACUUGAGUGACCAUUCUUCUUUUGCCUUAGAGAAAUAAAAAUGUGGUAAUUUUGUUUGUUCUUUUUUUCUAUCUGAAAGGCUAUAGAGUACAUGACAAAAUUUUUUUUUUUUUUUGGGCAGUGACCUUAUAGUCAAGGCAAUAAAUCAGAAACAAAAAUAGUAUUGUGUUCAAAACUCUACCUGAUUGAGUCUGCUGUAUUUGGAAUAAAUAAGAAUCUUUUAAGUGUUCUUGUUCAGCAUUUUCCAUCUUUCAGUUACUUGUUACCUCCUUUAGGGGCACCUGCUGUCCCCAUCUUGGGGCUGGCAAGGCCUGCACUUUUGCUGUGUUCCUCCCAACCCCAGGUGACAGCCCCAUGUGGUAGCUGGUUAGAAUGUGCUGCCAUCUGUAAGGAAGCUGUGGUUUUUUUUAGUCUUGUAUUGACUACAGAUCAUUGAUUUUUGUUCAAGAGGCAUCAAAAUGAAGGUAAUUAUUUUAUCCUUUUGCAUUUCCUUUCCUUUAGCAAGUAACUUUUUCGCAUUAAGAAAUAUAUAUAUAUAGCUUUCCUCCUUGGUAGAGAAUGGCAUGGCCUGGGGUUGAUGGGAAAUUUGCAGGUGACUUGCCAAGUCUUAAAAAAAGAAUAAGGAAUCUGACUCACUGCCCAUGUGUUCAAUUCUGACCUUUUACCAGUAACCCAAUUACUAAGAUGAUUUCCUUACAUGAUUUACUUAUGUAGGAUCUUAGUUAAAUUUUAUUUCGCUGAUACGAGAUAUUUCCAGUAAUUGUGAUUUAAUAAUGGUAGAGUACUCAACACUCAGGCGGUACUCUUCCUGCAGCUGUCUUAGCUGAAUGUUGCUAGUUGUGUCUUCGCAAGCUAGGAGUUCUACUUGAUAUCUUCUAGAAGAUACUUGAAAAGAUGUGCCAUGCUUCAAUACCAGAGAGUAUUCAGACUGUUGUUGGAAGGAGUGCGGUAAAUGCAACUUUAGUGGGAAACAUUUUAACUCUAAAUAAAUGGUCUUUUCCUUUAGGUGUAUGUAGCAAAAACAUGUUGUAUUCUUUCAGCACUGUUUGGGGCACAUCAGACUGCCUUAUUUGAGUGAGCCUUAUAAACAGUUCUUGAAUAGUCAUUUUCACUUAUCACCUUAAGUUUCCUCUAUGCUGAUCUUUAUUCAUUUCCUAUUCAUAAUCUCCUCUUUUGCAGGAAAAACAAAAACUGACAAGUGAAAGAAAAGGGGUCAAGCUGUGUAAACCGAUCCUUACUAAAUCUUGGUUUAAGUAAACAAAAACCCAAAAGCUCAUUUUCACAUUAAAAUGGAAACAUUGUUUGCAGUUUCACAGUUCUAUGAAAAAGCAGUUUUUAUCAUAGUUUGUGUCCAUGCAUCUUUUAGCAAAAUGGGUUCCAAAAAAAAAUGUAAACAGCUUGUGAUCUGGCCAGUUGUACUUCUAGCUCCUGAAGGAAAGUUAAUGUUAGGAGUGAAAACCCAGCAGGAAACCUUAAGGGAGCCACCUCAAGUCCCUGUGCCAUCACCACCUCCAGGGGAGGUGGCUGGAGAGCAUUCACUUUUUAAUUUUGAAGCUGUACUUGGAAUUAAUUGUUGCAGUGUUACUAAGAACUUGACCUAAAUAAAAUAUCACAAAAUAUA